CGACAACUACAGUACUCAAUGGCCCUCCCUGAACCACCGCACCACAACCAAGUCCCUCUGCGCAGCGCCCUCAAGAACCGCGACCGUGACUCAUCGCGAGCAGGCUCGCCUGCUCGAUCGUACCAAUCGCUGCCAGCAGAAACCCAGCAGACGCUCUCGACGUCGCCGCGCAACAGUCUAAGCGUCGAAGAUAGUUUCCAACCCAGGGCUCACUCGCCUUCUCUUUUGUCUCAAGUUCCUCUACCACCCAGUCCGAAUGCACCGGCACCCAUCUCAUUACCACCAACUCCGUUGAGAACGCCCAAUGCAACGUUGCCACCGUUGACCCCUACCGAAAGCCAAGCAGGUGGCGUGCCACCCCAGCUGGGCGAUAACACCCUUCACGCUCCUAACCUCCUGACUCCGACGUCUUCGACAUGUCCUUCUCCACUACCAACCGGGACGACGAUUGGACCCACCCCAUACACCCCUAAAGUUAGCUUUGAUACGUUUGAGAACCCUCAGGCCUCGAUGUUCUCUUUCACUUUACAAACAAAGUCGUCGGGGUACAAGAGGACAAGAACCACCCGGGUUUAUCUCUGUGCGGCUGGCCCCGACGAAUCAGGCCAGAAGGCUUUGGAUUGGGCGUUGGAAAGCUUGGUUCAGGAUGGGGAUGAGCUGAUUGUGUUCAGAGGCGUUGAUGAGGAAGUCAUGGAAAAGGACCAUAACAUCCUGAGGGAGGAGGCGAGACAACUCAUGCGAUCUGUGAAGGAGAAGAGUGCUGAAGCCGACCCCGACCGCAAACUAUCCUUAAUCCUGGAGUAUAUCCCUGGAAAGAUCACGGACUCAAUCGAUCGUCUGAUUGCAUUGUAUCGUCCCGAUUCUUUGGUCGUCGGUACUCGCGGCAAGCGGGGCAUAAUGAGCGUCGGGUUCGGAGGUAUUGGCAGUAUCAGCAAGUACUGCCUAUCACACUCCCCUGUCCCAGUCAUUGUCGUCAGGCCAGAGAGGAAGUUGAAAAAGGCGGCUGAGAAGAGGAAAGCAGACCCUAAACGAGGAAGACAUUUCGAGACAUGACAUUGACCGUGAACGUUCAAACGCCGAAAGAGGGAAUAGGGAAUCAGAAGCGAAUUCGAAGCGGACUAUGGACUAUCCUUAUUUGUGUACAACCCUUUUCUUGGGGUGGUGUCCCUGAGCAAUAAUAGACGACGG
Molecule: messenger RNA, 1188 nt
Organism: Coprinopsis cinerea okayama7#130
Lineage: Eukaryota; Fungi; Basidiomycota; Agaricomycetes; Agaricales; Psathyrellaceae
Product: universal stress protein family domain-containing protein
Exons: 4
Coding region: 19-1053 (344 amino acids)
Source: RefSeq, a predicted model, not a curated record